Molecule: messenger RNA, 5656 nt
Organism: Sphaeramia orbicularis (orbiculate cardinalfish)
Lineage: Eukaryota; Metazoa; Chordata; Actinopteri; Kurtiformes; Apogonidae
Gene: sytl5
Product: synaptotagmin-like 5
Exons: 18
Coding region: 305-2551 (748 amino acids)
Biological process (GO): intracellular protein transport; exocytosis
Cellular component (GO): plasma membrane; exocytic vesicle
Molecular function (GO): neurexin family protein binding; phospholipid binding; small GTPase binding
Source: RefSeq, a predicted model, not a curated record
CGAGGCGCACCGACACUGUCACGCACAGGACCGACCGGACUGCCUCCUCCGCCCGCCGUGCCCGUGUCCGUGGACCGCAGUCAGCAGGUUUCCCAGGAAAGAUCAGCUUCUUCAAAAAACAGAAGAUUAGAAAAGGAAACCCCGGAGGGACAUUAGGAGCUCUUUGGAUCAUAAAUUCAGAGUAUGCCCACGGCGAAAGCAGGGCAUCCCGAACCCUAAUAAUAUCUAAAGAGACAGACUUUGCAGCAUAAUGUAGUUCCUCCUGAAUCCCAUAUUGGCUGCCUGGGUCUACACUAAAGGUCCAAUGGAGCAGUUUGGGGAGGAUUUGAACCUCUCCUUUUUGCUGGAACAUGAAAGAGAAAUGAUCCUGAAGGUGCUGCAAAAAGACGAGAAGCUGAGGAAACGAGAGGAGAAGAGGAUACGGAAGUUAAAGAAUGAGUUGCUGGAGAUCAAGCAUAAAGGUUCCCGUCGACCUCAGGAGCUUGGGGAGCGUCAGUGCGGUCGAUGUCUGAAGACUCUGGGCCUGAUCUUCGACCGUGGAGAUCUGUGUGAGGACUGUCAGCUGCGCGUCUGCAAUGACUGCCGCAUUACUGCAACAACUGGACGCCAGUGGAGGUGUAAUGUUUGUGCCAAGAUCAUGGAGCUGAAAGUGGUGACAGGCGAGUGGUUCCUGGAGGAGAGGUCGAAGCGCUUUGAGCAGGGAGUACUGAGCAGUGACGUUGUCAAACAGACAAUCAUGAGCAGCCCGACUGGUGAAGAAAAGUCCUCAGAGAACUUAUCAGGCCCUGCAGAAUCAGAGAGACCUGACACGCCGAGAUCCAGUAAAAGUGCAAUACGCAAUGUAAUCGACGGUGCCAAAAGGAAAGGGUUAAAGAUGGAUAAACGAGGCAAUCGGCCAAACUUGAAGCCUGAAAACGGAGUGGACAGCUUCAGUGUCAAGGCUCCCUCAGAUGGAGACGCUCAAAGCGUACGAAGUGUCCGCUCUGCUCCGAGCCCACGUUCAAGGGGUGGCAUUGUAGCCGUGGAGUCUUCAGGGACACCAACAAUACUCAACAACAUGCGAUCCCAGACUCUGGACAGAUCGUCUACUCCCAGCGACAGCCGGAGGGUCAGGCCUGAUGGAGCGGAGAGCGUUGCCAGUUUACACUCCAAUGACAAUGUGUCUGAGCAGAAAGCUGCAAGCCAUCACUGGACGGAUCCCGACGCUCCAGCCAUUUCUGUAUCGAGAGCCUCUGUUUCAUCAGAUCACAGUCGCUCAGAGAUGGACCUGUCAGCUCCAGCCUCUGAACCCAGUGACGACGCUCUCAGCCUCAGAAGCCGUUCAGUCCCCGGGCUCAAUGAAACUGAGUUUUCUGAUGAGGAUGUGGAGGAAGACAUUGAUGCUCUGAUGUCGGCCCACAGCAAGACCACUGGCCGACGCUUCAGCAACGCAGUGUCAUCGUCUUCCACUCCUGCCUCAGAGAGACGAUGGGGGUACCUCAAUGUCCCUGACUCGGAUGCUGAGACUAGUAGUAUCAACAGCAUGAUGAGCAUGUACAGCGAGACUGGUGACUAUGGCAACGCCAGGGUUAGCGGGGAGAUCCUGCUGAACAUCAGCUACAGCUACAAAACCGGUGCUCUCAACGUCGUGGUGAAACAGUGUCACAACCUGGCAACGGGGGAUGAGAGGAGGCAACGCACGGACGCUUAUGUGAAGACGUACCUGCUGCCUGACAUGUCACGGCAGAGCAAGAGGAAGACGACCAUCAAGGCCAACACUAUUAACCCUGUUUUUAAUGAGAAUCUGAGGUAUGUGAUCAGCCACUCGCAGCUGGAGACUCGAACCCUGCAGGUGUCCGUCUGGCAUCAUGAUCGAUUUGGACACAAUAGUUUCCUGGGUGAAGUGGAGCUGACCUUUGACUCCUGGGAGUUUGAUUCCCAAAUAGAGGAGUGGUACGCUCUGCAGCCGAAGGUGGAGAGCAGUAUAGACACUACAAUGCAGUAUAAAGGUGAACUGACUGUGGUGUUAAAGUACAUUCCUGCAGAGAAGAACCUGAUGCUACCACUGGACCAAGUACAAGUGAAGAAAAGUUUCCUGAAAGGCAAGAAGACGAGCAGCUUCACGCUGCCUAAAGGGGGCAUGGUUGAGCUGCUGGUUAAAGGAGCCAAAAACUUAACUGCUGUCAAAUCUGGAGGCACCUCUGAUCCUUUUGUAAAGGGGUACCUGCUUCCUGACAGUAACAAGUCAACUAAACACAAGACAGCAGUGGAGCGACGUACAGUGAACCCACAGUGGAACCACACCUUCACCUACUGUGGUCUGCAGUCAGGAGACCUGAACAACGUCUGUCUGGAACUCACUGUCUGGGACAAAGAGGCCCUGGCCAGCAACGUCUUCCUGGGCGGGGUCCGACUCGGAGCUGGCACAGGCAAAAGUUAUGGGAAUGAAGUAGACUGGAUGGACUCUUAUGGGGAGGAACAGCGGUUGUGGCAACGCAUGAUUGAAAACCCUGAGGUCCCUCAGGAGUGUACGCUGAUGCUGCGAUCCAGUAUGCGCAAGCACAGUACAUGAGCUGGCCUGAAGCACACAGACAGACAGCCAAACAGCAGAAGAAGAAAGGAACAAACAAGAGUUGUAGAUGUGAAGAGAGAGCAGGAGAGGAGUGGAGAAAAAAAACAAACCAGUCCAGGAAUCAAACACCCAUGAAGCAGCAGAGAGACGCUGGGCCUCUGUCAUUUUCCCUGUUCAGAUUCCUCUUUGUGUCCGGAUCAGCCAGUCAUGCCUUACACCCACGUGUGCCCCCUCCGAAGCAUCUCAUCCUGACCAAGCACUACUGUUUAUCAAAAACGUGUUGUAUGUAACUUAUUAUAAGCACACGGUUUGACCACUGAUGUGUUCAUCCAGGUCUCUGUGAUUCAUGUGCCAGAGUCAUCUCUGCAUGUAGUUAAAGCUGACAAAGCAGUUAGAAGAAGCUCCGAUCAAAAAGGGUGAAACUCAAACAUUCCCUUUAAAGGCAACAAAGCUGCAUCCUGGUCAGAAGCACACAAUGAUGCACACAUUUAUACUCAUCCUUUGGUCAAUGACUGUAUUCACAGGUGGAAAUACACAAGCUGUUGUUGCAAAAUACUCAAAGUAGAGGUCCAGUGUGUAACAUUUAGGUUAUUUUAGUAUACAGUAACAUGAAAAUAACUGUUGUGCACAAAAGGAGAUUGUCAUGUUUCUACAUUAGCUCAAAACAGACUUCUUCUUCUUCUUCAGUGUAAAGGUGCAUUACAGAAUCCAAUAAUGUGUCACCUAUUAAACCCCUGACUCCAAGAAGGGCUUUUUUUAUGUCCACCAUAGAGGGGGGUGAUUCAAUUGGAUGCAACUGCACAGGUAUUUGUCACUAAAUAUUACACACUGAACCAUAAUUAUAAUUUGCCCAGAAAAAAAAAUCCUGGGAUGAAAGUAGGAAAAAGCACAAUAAUUGUGAAAGGACCAGUGUGGUAAUCCCAGCCAAUCAUUAAUAAGAAUCUGGUGAUAUGAUACGUGUCAAGAUUCAGUGAUUGCAGUUGAAUAUGUUUUGAUUUUUUUUUUUUUUUUAAAUUCAGGAAAAUGUAAUAUUAAAAAGAAAACACCACUACAUGCAUGAAUCUGAUUAAAAUGAAAGCUUGUACUUUACAUCACAGUUCAGUAAUAAAAUGAAGAUGGUAAUAGUUUAAUAAUAAGGUGGUAAGUAUUAAAGUGCAACUUGCAGGAUUAAUGGAUUAAAGGAGAAUCUAGAAUGUAUUAUCUUUUUCUUAAGUUACAAAUUACAGCUUUUCCCUGAAAAACCUUUUGUCUCAAAAUGUGCCAAAUUUGCUCACAGGAGGUAGUUCUCACUUUCCACUGUGUUUGACAGCAAACAAACAGACAAAAAACCAACUCAGAAUGUCAUAAAUCCACUCUCAUUUACAUUUUUUUGGACUGUACAUCUACAGCACUCUUUUAAUACCUCAGUUAAUCUAUGUUUUUUUAUAUCACUUGUCUCUCUUGGAGUCUGCUGUGAUCUGAGGCCAGUUUUGCCUACAUUUGUCACAGAGGCUACGACUUAAACACAGAGACACUCGCUGCUGUUCAGUUUUAUUUUACUGUUGUUUUUCCAUUGUGGCUCCGUCCUCCGUCUGUGUUCAUUCUCCACCAAACAGUAGCACAGAGUUACACAUUCUCCCUGUUGGUGGGUGGUAAUACCUUUGCCUGUAAUUGGCAAUCCCUCCUACUCCAGUCCCACAUAUUACACAGCACCUCCUACUUGUGCUCUGUAAUAUGUGAUAGAAGUGUAACAACACAUAGUAACAGCAACAGUAGUCAUUUUCCUCAACUGUUUUAUUGGUAAUUUAUUUUUAUCUUUUCUGCUAUGGGUCACUUUGAUGCAGCACGCUCAUGAUGACAAGACUGUGAUCCAUCAUCACUGUGUGAAUUUAUAUUUUCAACCUCACUGUGGUGAAAAUUCACAUUGUUACCGAUAUAUUUCUUCUGCUACAUCAUAAAACUUUCUGUUUUUGAUGCAAACUGAAAAGUUCAACAGAAAUACUUCCACAUGUAUUUAUGUCCACACAUAUAUGUUGUAAAACCCAAUUACUAGAAUAUUUUGCUGCAAGUUGGACUUUAAUAAAUACCAUGUAAUUCUAAGUUAUGAUAAGACACUGGUUGUAUAGGUGUUAUUGGUGCCACCAAAAAGUUUAGUCUGGUGGCCGAAGAUAGUUGUCAGGGACAUAAACACAAAACAAACUAAUGUUGGCAGCCAAUACUUAUAAACUAUUACUGAAAAUGUACACAUUGUGAGAAUUAAAACAGUAUCACGAAACAUAAUAUUGCUAGCAUAGCAUGUCAAUAUUUUAUUCCAGUCCCCUUAAUGUUCUCCACAAUGUUGAGCAUCUUUCUAUUUGCUUUACAUAUCUUACUUUAACCUACUUGCUAAAAUACAGUGCUCUACAGUAUAGUUACUCUGUAGCGUCAAACAUUCAUGACUGUGUACUUCCAGCUGUCUGAAAAAAAGUGUUUAGAAGAUUAGAGAACUUCAACUGUAGUGUAAAUUAGCAUAACACUGUAUCAGUGUGAACAUAAAACUGCAUGAUGUUAGAGAAAACAGACCAAGUAGAACAAAUAACAACGGCAGAGCACUGAAAAUGGAGCAGAAAGUGUGAUUUUAUUUGCGUUUGGGGACCCUGAGAAGGGGGAUGUGUGUUAUAGAGUGAGUCAGCGCUGAGGCGGGCUGCCUUCGUCUCAGGAGGAGCCUAAUAAUGAGUCAGUGACAGUCACCUUGUCCUGUCGCCCAGGGCUUUGCGAUCCACCAUCCUGUGAUGAAUGAAUCACACAGUUCACAAAAACGAUUCUCCAGUUAAACCCCAUAGAAACGUUUUUCAUGUGGAAUGCCAAUUUUGUCCGCUUGUCCUUGGCAAACCAUCAGCUCUGAAGUCCCAGAGAAAAGCAGUCUCACAAUGCACAAUAAUAGUAAUAAUGCAUAGAGUUCAAUAUACAGCAUCCUGUAGAUGAGAGGCUCGUGCAAUACCUGAUUACUGAAGAAAUUCUACAUGUACAAACAGCAUGUACUAUCUCUGUUGUGUCCAGUUUUCAAGCUUCAAACUGACUGUACUUAAGCCUAUUUUGUCCCAAAUGUGUUACAGGAGUAUUUUGAAAUAAACACAUCUUUCCAUA